AUGUUGUCUGAACAAACUCGUACUAUCGUCAAGCAAACGGUUCCUGUACUGGAACAAAAUGGUGGUGUUAUUACCAAAACUUUCUACGGUAACAUGUUGCGUGAUAAUAAGGAACUAUUGAACUAUUUCAAUAGAGUCAACCAGGCUAAAGGUGCUCAACCAACCGCUUUGGCUACCACUGUCUUGGCUGCUGCUAAGCACAUCGAUGACUUGUCUGCUAUCCUUCCCCAUGUUGAACAAAUUGGUCAUAAGCACAGAGCUCUACAAAUUAUGCCCGAACAUUAUCCAAUCGUUGGUCAAAAUUUACUGAAGGCUAUUAAGGAAGUGCUGGGUUCGGCUGCUACCCCAGCAAUUAUCGAUGCUUGGGCCGAAGCUUAUGGUGCUAUCGCUGAUGUAUUUAUCUCAGUUGAAAAGAAGAUGUACAAAGAAGCUGCUUGGGCAAGUUGGAAACCAUUUGAAGUGGUGGCUAAAGAUAAAGUAGCAAGUGACAUUGUUGAAUUUACUGUGAAGCCACAGGCUUCUUCUGGCAUUGAUUUGGCAAACGUUCCUAUUAAUGCUGGUCAAUACAUCACCGUAAAGACUCACCCAUCUAGACACAACAACGAAUACGAUGCCUUACGUCAUUACUCCAUUUGUUCCUCCACUGCUGAAAAUGGUUUGAGAUUCGCCGUCAAGCUCGAGCAAACAAAAGACAAGCCAAUUGGUUUAGUUUCUGAAUAUUUACACAAGGAUGUUGAAGUUGGUGAUGAGGUGUUCCUAAGUGCUCCGGCUGGUGAUUUCCAAUUGGAACCAAAGUUAAUCCAUCAAAAUGAAGUCCCAUUGGUUUUGCUAUCUGCAGGUGUCGGUGUUACUCCAGUGCUUGCUAUGUUCGAAGAACAACUGCUGAAAAACCCAAACAGACCUAUUUAUUGGAUCCAAUCUGCUUAUGAUGAGCCUAGACAAGCUUUCAAGGGCCACGUCGAUGAACUUUUGAAAAUGGGUAAAGAUGUUAAGAAGGUCAUCGUUCACACUGCCACUCAACCACGUAUAGAUGACAAAUUCUUACAAGAACGUGUACCAGGUCACGCCGACGUCUAUAUCUGUGGUUCUCUAGACUUUAUGCAAGCCAUGAUAGGGCAUUUUGCAACUUUGAACCAUAAGAGUGAUACCGUCCAUUACGAACCAUUUGGUCCAAAGAUGGCCACUGUGAAGGUCUAA
Torulaspora delbrueckii is the source of this 1197-nucleotide messenger RNA. It is a transcript of the gene YHB1, whose product is annotated as flavohemoglobin. The record is from RefSeq and is a predicted model, not a curated record. Gene Ontology annotation, molecular function: oxygen binding; FAD binding; nitric oxide dioxygenase [NAD(P)H] activity. Gene Ontology annotation, cellular component: intracellular anatomical structure. NCBI's taxonomy places the organism in Eukaryota, Fungi, Ascomycota, Saccharomycetes, Saccharomycetales, Saccharomycetaceae. The transcript has a single exon. Gene Ontology annotation, biological process: cellular response to nitrosative stress; nitric oxide catabolic process. Bases 1 to 1197 code for a protein of 398 amino acids.